Messenger RNA from Coregonus clupeaformis (lake whitefish), 1122 nucleotides. It is a transcript of the gene nrgna, whose product is annotated as neurogranin (protein kinase C substrate, RC3) a. NCBI's taxonomy places the organism in Eukaryota, Metazoa, Chordata, Actinopteri, Salmoniformes, Salmonidae. Gene Ontology annotation, molecular function: calmodulin binding. The transcript has 3 exons. Bases 155 to 337 code for a protein of 60 amino acids. The record is from RefSeq and is a predicted model, not a curated record.
CUAGCUUCACACAGGUACUGCCAUACAGGAGUAGAAGAGGUACCGGAGAGAAGCGCACGAAGGGAGACGGGGAUUGUUCAUAAAUAUCAACCAAAAACUCUGAAAAGGGAACUUUACGUUUCUAUAUAGGAUUUUUCUUUUCCAUUCUCUCGCAAUGGAAUGUCGAAAUGACGGGUGUCCCAAGACCCAUGAGGAGGACAUCAUGGACAUCCCCUUGGAUGACCCUGAGGCCAACAAGGCUGCUGCCAAGAUCCAGGCCAGCUUCCGUGGUCACAUGACUCGCAAGAAAAUGAAGGAAGACAAACCCAGGGAGGAGAAGCGACGGGAGCAGAAGUAGAGGAGAGAGAGGUGCCUCUACUGUGAGGUCGUGGAUCCUGGCAGAAACACACACGCUACUACAAUAUCAAGACCUCUUAUCAUGAAGAGAAAAAACGUCACCGUACCACACAAAUAGAACUAACUAGAUGUAGGUUUGGAGUACCCCCACUGAUCAGUGAACUCUCUCCUUCUCUCUAACACACACACACUCACACGCACUCUCUUGUUCACAAACACACUCCCUUUCCUCCACUAGUAUCAGGGUAGAUGUCUCUGACCCAAAAUAAUAUUUCACAGCAUGAUUUUUUUUUGUGCACUCAAGUGAAAAGUAUGUUUGAUGAAGGGUGAAGUGGGACUUUGCUCCUUCCAGAGCAAGUGUAAUGGCAAGGUGGUAAGGUAAUGGCAAGGUGUGGACAGUUGAUUUGGGGAAAUGUAUGUUUGUGCUCACUUAACUGGCUAUAUAAUCGUAUACAUUUUACAAUAUAAAAGUAUGCAUUUUCUAAUCUGACAGUUCAAUAACUUUUUUUAUGUGUGUGUUUUGUGUCACUCUAAUAAAGUGAAAUUGAUUGAAGUAGAAUUGAUAGAACUGCUCAGUAUGUAACAUAUUCAUUUAUGUUAAUGUUUCAUUAUUUAUGGCGGGAAGACCCAAUGGAACCAUUUUCUUUGCACUUACUCUUUUCUUUGACUUUCUUUCUUUGGUUGUCCCUGUAUAUAUAGGGACAACUGCUAAGUGUGAAAGUCUGUAUGGUGUUUGGCUGGCUUGAUUGCUGUGAAAAAUGAAUAAAUAGAGGAAUAACGAUUGAA